Messenger RNA from Drosophila novamexicana, 5844 nucleotides. Its product is annotated as mucin-2. Bases 22 to 5844 code for a protein of 1940 amino acids. The record is from RefSeq and is a predicted model, not a curated record. Gene Ontology annotation, cellular component: extracellular region. Lineage: Eukaryota; Metazoa; Arthropoda; Insecta; Diptera; Drosophilidae. The transcript has 2 exons. Gene Ontology annotation, molecular function: chitin binding.
CAAAUACAUUACACAACGACGAUGACGAACAAAAUAUUCAAGUUUUUGAUGUUAUUUGUGUUGGCCGCACUGAUCGGCAGCCGACAAGAGGCCGUACAGACCAGUGCGCAGAUCAUAAACAUCAACUGCAGCGGCCAACCGGCCAUCUGCGUGGGACCAGCCACCUAUCAGGCCUGCGUGGGAGAUGUGGCUACCGGCAAAGUUCUCCCCUGCCCAGUCAAUACGCUCUGUAUUAACGAUGGGCUGGAGAUUUGUGUGCCCGUUAAAUCAGAUGGAGAGGCGUCUUCAGCGGCAGUAGCCAAGAUGACAACAGUCACCGACCAUCCAAUAAUUGGUGGCAGCGGCUCGGCAGCGCUUAUCGAGUCUACCACCAGCUCUGCAAGCAAUGUGCUUACCAACAGCACUGAGGGUCUACUUCCCGCCAAUUCAACAGAGCUCCCCAUUGCCUCAACCACUGUUGUCAUUGAGACGACUAAUGUGCCAGAGGAGGCAACUACAGAUACUACACUGCAGACAACUGCAGAGCCGAUAGUUGACACAACAACUAAUGCACCCGCAGAGCCUGAUUCAACACUGCUGGCGGACACUACAACUGACGCCACAUUGGAUCCAAUUACCACCGUCGGUCCCAAUUGGGAAACUAAUGCCCCCACACGUCCAACAGAGCCCACGCCAGGAAGCUCUACAUCAUCCCCUGUCGACCCCACAGUUGAUCCCAAUACACCAGUAGAUCCUAACGCACCCGUGGACCCAAAUGCACCAGUUGGCCCAGAGGGAACGACGUCACUCCCAAUAAAUCCAACAGAGCCCGUUAAUCCCAAUAUUCCUGUUGACCCAGAGGGAACGACAAUAUCUUCAGUUGACCCGACUGCCCCAACUGAACCUACCGCUCCUUUGGAUCCCACCGCACCUGAGAACCCAGAGGGAACAACUGUAUCCCCAGUCGAUCCGAAUGCUCCAGUUAACCCCAACGUACCAGUGGACCCGAAUGCACCAGUUGAUCCAAAUGCACCUAUCGAUCCUAAUACACCAGUGGAUCCCAACGCUCCGGUUGAUCCCAAUGCUCCAGUAGAUCCCAAUGCACCAGUGGACCCCAAUGCUCCGGUCGAUCCAAACGCACCAGUUGACCCCAAUGCACCCGUUGAUCCAAACGCCCCUGAGAAUCCAGCUGAAACAACUGUAUCCCCAGUCGACCCCAAUGCUCCCGUCGAUCCUAACGCUCCGUUAGAUCCCGGUUCAACUGUCGAUCCCAACGCACCUGUUGAUCCUAACGUACCAGUGGAUCCCAACACUCCAGUCGACCCAAAUGCACCUGUCGACCCCAAUGCACCUGUGGACCCCAAUGCACCAGUGGAUCCCAACGCACCAAUCGAUCCUAAUGCUCCAGUAGAUCCCAACGCACCAGUUGAUCCCAACGCACCUGUUGAUCCUAACGUACCAGUGGAUCCCAACGCUCCAGUCGACCCGAAUGCACCUGUCGACCCCAAUGCACCAGUGGAUCCCAACGCACCAAUCGAUCCUAAUGCUCCAGUAGAUCCCAACGCACCAGUUGAUCCCAACGCCCCAGUGAAUCCAGAGGCAACUACUGUAUCCCCAUUGGACCCUAACGCUCCUGUCCAUCCCAACGCUCCGGUGGACCCAACUACACCAGUCGAUCCCAACGCACCUGUUGAUCCUAACGUACCAGUGGAUCCCAACGCUCCAGUCGACCCGAAUGCACCUGUAAACCCCAAUGCACCAGUGGAUCCCAACGCUCCAGUCGACCCAAAUGAACCAGUCGACCCCAAUGCACCAGUGGAUCCCAACGCACCAGUCGAUCCUAAUGUUCCAGUAGAUCCCAAUGCACCAGUUGAUCCCAACACCCCUGUGAAUCCAGAGGGAACUACUGUAUCCCCAGUAGACCCUAACGCUCCAGUCGAUCCCAACGCUCCGGUGGACCCAACUACACCAGUCGAUCCCAACGCUCCGGUGGACCCAACUAUACCAGUCGAUCCCAACGCUCCAGUCGACCCGAAUGCACCUGUCGACCCCAAUGCACCAGUGGAUCCGAACGCUCCAGUCGAUCCAAAUGCACCUGUCGACCCAAAUGCACCAGUGGAUCCCAACGCACCAGUCGAUCCUAAUGUCCCAGUUAAUCCCAACGCACCAGUUGAUCCCAACGCCCCUGUGAAUCCAGAGGGAACUACUGUAUCCCCAGUGGACCCUAACGCUCCAGUCGAUCCCAACGCUCCGGUGGACCCAACUACACCAGUCGAUCCCAACGCUCCAGUCGACCCGAACGCACCUGUCGACCCCAAUGCACCAGUGGAUCCGAACGCUCCAGUCGAUCCAAAUGCACCUGUCGACCCCAAUGCACCAGUGGAUCCCAACGCACCAGUCGAUCCUAAUGUCCCAGUUAAUCCCAACGCACCAGUUGAUCCCAAUGCCCCUGUGAAUCCAGAGGGAACUACUGUAUCCCCAGUGGACCCUAACGCUCCAGUCGAUCCCAACGCUCCGGUGGACCCAACUACACCAGUCGAUCCCAACGCACCUGUUGAUCCUAACGUACCAGUGGAUCCCAACGUUCCAGUCGACCCGAAUGCACCUGUAGACCCCAACGCUCCAGUCAACCCCAACGCUCCAGUGGACCCAAAUGCACCUGUCGAUCCCAACGUUCCAGUCGACCCGAAUGCACCUAUCGACCCCAAUGCACCAGUCGAUCCCAACGCACCAGUCGAUCCCAACACCCCAGUUGAUCCUAACGCACCAGUUGAUCCAAACGCACCUGUAGACCCCAAUGCACCAGUCGAUCCAAACGCACCAGUCGAUCCGAACACACCAGUUGAUCCUAACGCACCAGUUGAUCCAAACGCACCUGUAGACCCUAAUGCACCAGUCGAUCCAAACGCACCAGUCGAUCCCAAUGCUCCAUUGGACCCUAAUGCACCGGUGGACCCCAAUACGCCAGUCGACCCUAACGCUCCAGUUAAUCCGAAUAAACCUGUUGAUCCCAACGCUCCCGUCGACCCGAAUGCACCUGUCGACCCCAAUGCACCAGUUAAUCCCAACGCCCCAGUUGAUCCCAACGCUCCAGUCGAUCCCAACGCGCCAGUGGAUCCUAAUGCACCAGUCGAUCCCAAUGCUCCAGUGGACCCUAAUGCACCAGUCGACCCUAACGCUCCAGUGGACCCCAAUGCUCCAGUGGAUCCAAAUGCACCAGUGGAUCCCAGCGCACCAGUCGAUCCCAGCACACCAGUGGAUCCAAACGCUCCAGUUGAUCCAAACGCACCUGUAGAUCCUAAUGCACCAGUUGAUCCCAAUGCUCCAGUGGACCCUAAUGCACCAGUCGACCCUAACGCUCCAGUGGACCCCAAUGCUCCAGUGGAUCCAAAUGCACCAGUGGAUCCCAGCGCACCAGUCGAUCCCAGCACACCAGUGGAUCCAAACGCUCCAGUUGAUCCAAACGCACCUGUAGAUCCUAAUGCACCAGUUGAUCCCAAUGCUCCAGUGGACCCUAAUGCACCAGUCGACCCUAACGCUCCAGUUGAUCCCAAUGCUCCAGUCGACCCCAACGCUCCAGUGGACCCUAAUGCACCAGUCGAUCCCAGCGCACCAGUCGAUCCCAGCGCACCUGUGGAUCCAAAUGCUCCAGUUGAUCCUAACGCCCCUGUAGAUCCUAAUGCACCAGUCGAUCCCAAUGCUCCAGUGGACCCUAAUGCACCAGUCGACCCUAACGCUCCAGUCGACCCCAACGCUCCAGUGGACCCCAAUGCCCCAGUGGAUCCAAAUGCCCCAGUCGAUCCCAGCGCACCAGUUGAUCCAAACGCACCUGUAGAUCCUAACGCACCAGUCGAUCCCAAUGCUCCAGUGGACCCGAAUGCACCAGUCGACCCCAACGCUCCUGUUGAUCCAAACGCUCCAGUUGAUCCCAACGCACCAGUCGACCCCAACGCACCAGUCGAUCCCAAUGCACCAGUUGAUCCCAAUGCACCGGUCAACCCCAAUACACCGGUUGAUCCCAACGCACCGGUCAACCCAAAUACACCGGUUGAUCCCAACGCCCCAGUGAACCCCAACGCUCCAGUGGACCCUAAUGCACCAGUCGACCCUAACGCUCCAGUUGAUCCCAAUGCUCCAGUCGACCCCAACGCUCCAGUGGACCCCAAUGCCCCAGUGGAUCCAAAUGCCCCAGUCGAUCCCAAUGCACCAGUUGAUCCCAAUGCACCGGUCAACCCCAAUACGCCGGUUGAUCCCAACGCACCGGUGAACCCCAACGCACCAGUUGAUCCCAAUGCACCGGUCAACCCAAAUACACCGGUUGAUCCCAACGCACCAGUGAACCCCAACGCGCCAGUGGACCCUAAUGCACCAGUCGACCCCAACGCUCCAGUGGACCCUAAUGCACCAGUCGACCCCAACGCACCAGUCGAUCCCAAUGCACCAGCUGAUCCCAAUGCACCAGUAGACCCCAACGCACCAGUCGACCCCAACACCCCAGUUGAUCCUAGCGCACCAGUUGAUCCCAAUGCACCGGUCAACCCCAAUACACCGGUUGAUCCCAACGCACCGGUGAACCCGAACGCACCAGUGGACCCUAACGCGCCAGUUGACCCCAAUGCACCUGUUAAUCCCAACGCACCAGUCAAUCCCAACACACCAGUUGAUCCCAACGCACCAGUCGACCCCAACGCACCAGUCGAUCCCAAUGCACCAGUUGAUCCCAAUGCACCGGUCAACCCCAAUACACCGGUUGAUCCCAACGCACCGGUGAACCCCAACGCACCAGUGGAUCCUAACGCACCAGUGAAUCCCAACAAACCAGUUGAUCCCAAUACACCACUUGAUCCUAGCUCUCCAGUGAACCCCAACUCUCCAGUUGAUCCCAAUUUACCCAUCAAACCAUCUGUUCCCUCUAUCCCUUCAGUUCCUGAAUACCCGGGUCGUCCGGGCUCAUGGCCACAUCCAUGGCGUCCGAGUCAACCCAUUCACCCCGUGCACCCAGGACACCCAAGACCACCCAUUCGACCAAUCCCCCAACAUCCUUUCUGGCCGCAACGUCCCCAGCAACCAGGUAACGGAAAUGGCAAUAACAAUGGUAAUGGCCAGAAUAUACCGACUGUAAAGCCCUUCUGGCCGAAUUGGCAUGACUGGGUCAAUAGCUGGCGACCAUCUAAAAAGCCUGCCCAGCCCACCACUGCUCCCACACCAGCCCCGACUGAAGACAGCAACAAGUCGGAAACAAAUGAGUCUGUAGAACAACCAUCUGGUGGACCCAUCUCCAAUGAGAAUGCCUCGGUUGAAGAGAACAACAAGGACAAGAAGAAGCCAAAGCCUGCUGAGGACCAGUCCAAGGAGCAAGAGCAUAAGAAGCCUGCCUCUAAUGAGAACAGCUCUGACGAGAAGAAGGAUAAGAACAACAAGCCAAAAGAAUCGAAAGAGGAUAAUAAGAAAGACAACAGCAAGUCAAAAGAUUCAAAGGAGGAAAAGGACACCGAUAAGAAAAAAUCCAAUAGCUCUACUGAGGAAAAGAAUGGCAAAAAGGACAACAAAAAAUCAAAGGAUUCCAAUGAGGAGAAAGACAGCGAACAGAAAAAAUCCAGUGAAGAUGAUGACAACGAUGAUCUGAAUUCCAAGGAGAAGAAGCAAUUCGUAAAGAACGUUAUCAAGAAGCUCAAGGAUGAAGAGGAAUGCGAUGAGGACGAUAUCUAUCCAGAUGUGCGCGAUUGCCGAAAGUAUUACCGGUGCGAGAUCAAGAAGUCUGGCAAGCAUAGGUUCGUGCAUCUGCGCUGCGAUAACAAGGAACGUUUCGACUACCGCACUCUGAAGUGCGUGUCCAAGGAUGAUGCAACGUGUCUGCACAAGUAG